AUAACCUAAGAAAAAAAAUAAGUGCAUUGGAAGAGGCUGAAGUCGACUUUGAUGAAGAUGAAAAUUCUUCCUAUAUAAAAAUGCAAAGAAGUAUAAAAUAUGGUCAGUAAAAAGAAUAGUGAGUAAGAAAGUAACCAGGACAAGCAAUGAAACUGUACAUACUUGCAUGGGAUGGAUAUCUGAAAUGGUGCAUCCUACGAUUGGUAUCAAAUUUAUAAAACAAACUCAGUUAUCGAGUAGGUGGUGAAGAUACCUGAAUGAAUUUCUUUCUGUGACACGAACUGGAAGGGCGAAUGUCUCGAUUGAUAUACGCACCCCACACUUCACUGAAAUUUUAGUAUAUUGUGCAGUUCACUAUGCUGAUUAAAAAGGUGUCCGUCCAAUUGUUUCCGUGGAAUAACAGUCCCAGUUUGGAGACCACUUUAAAAAAAUACUCGUUAAUAGUGCUGCUCAUUCCCUCUACAAUUCCGUCUGAUUGGGAGCGUAGAGGUGUAUGUAACUGUAAUAUUUUACAAAUGUCCUGGAAUAUGACAGACUCGAUGUUUUGGCUCUGGUCAAAAUAGAGCUCCAUUGGUACUCCGAAUCGGCUGAUUACUGAUUAGGUACUUGACGAGCUCUUUCGCUCCUUGUAGUGGCUGUUUGCUUGGGAUGGACGUAUGCAUCAACCCAUUUCGUAAAAUAGUUGAUGGCCACAUCCAUGUUCCUAUUUCUAUUAUUGGUACCUAUAACAAUUUCAUCGAAUAAGCUGCCGACAUAAUUCUGGUACAGAAAGCACGCUGCCGUAUGAUCCAGUUCACUAGAUUCUUCAGUACAAUUAGUUGAUGGCUGCUUUCAAUAACAUCAUAAAGUAAACACCAGCCUAGAUCACUCCUGAUAACCUCUUUACGUCCGUAAGGUCUCAUCGAAAUUUAUCAACCCGUUUCGAAGAUUAGCCCGUACAGACAGGCGGAAAGACCUUUAGUGUCUUAAUAGCGUAUGAGCUUAAACAAGGCAGCUGUUUCGAUAUUGUAGACAGACACUUCAAUUUUAAUAAUGAUAAUGUGGAUUUUCAGUAUUUUUUACCUUAACCCAUUCUCGUCCUAGCUGCGCUACCGAUGUGAUAGUAGUUUAUAGCAGCUUUGAAUCCCUGAUACCAUCAUCUAGUACAUAAUAGAGUACGUGGUAAAAAUUUGAAAUCAGUCCUAAGAUUUCUUUCUAGACAUACAGAAAAAUUAAAAAGCAAUUUUUUACCCUUUCGAGUUCGAGUCCCCAAAGGUCCUUUCAGGUAUCAUCAUCUACUCUAACAGAGUAUGUGGUAUCGAGAGAGAGCAGCCCAAUUAUAUAAAAGAUAUUGUGGGUAUAUCAAUGAAAAUCCAUACAAGGGCCGUCCAAGUUACAGUAGGUUGGACAUAUCCUGUUCUAAAUUUCCAGAAAUAAACAGAGCAAUUGAUAAGCAUUUCAGAAACAAAGAUUUAUUUCCAACAUACUACGACAUGGAAAAGCUGAUUAAAAAAUGUAUUGAAAGGCAUAAAUUAGAACUUUCUAAAACUGAAUUGAAUGAGGAAGUUAAAACGUGCUUUAAGAAAUUAGGAGAAUUACUUCAGGCAAGGAGGAAACGGGAUUUGGGCAGUGUUCAUUGUAGCUAUUUAGAAAAUCUAAUGGACCCAGCAAAAGACGAUCCUGAUUUAGACAAGAAAUUAAAAGAAAACGGGGAAGCUGGAGAGAAAAGGAUUAACCAAAUUUGUGAAAAGUAUGUUCAAUUACAAGAAAAAAACACCGAGUUGAAUAAAACUGACGAGUCCAACUCCGAGUCUUCAAGCACAGAAGAAAUUGUUGACUGAUUAGUAUAUUUAAUUAAUUGUAAUUGUAUUCGUCAUAAUUUCUUUUAAAUAUCUUUUAGUGUAAAUAUAGGAUUGUAAUUUAUUUGUACGUAAUGUAUUUCUAUAUUUGUGUCAAAUAAAUUUUUAUCACAAUUA
Agrilus planipennis (emerald ash borer) is the source of this 1955-nucleotide messenger RNA. RefSeq names its product death domain-associated protein 6. Lineage: Eukaryota; Metazoa; Arthropoda; Insecta; Coleoptera; Buprestidae. The transcript is spliced from 8 exons. The coding region runs from base 1290 to 1820 and encodes 176 amino acids. The record is from RefSeq and is a predicted model, not a curated record. Gene Ontology annotation, molecular function: histone binding.